AAAACACACAGGGCAGUCACCUCACUCUGCUCUGCAGCAAGAAGGCAGCGGAAGGAAGAGCAUCCGCUCUCAUCGACCAGCGUCCAGAGAAACCGACAGACGACCUCGACUCAGACAUGGCUUCGUGGUGUGAUGUCAAGCUCUUCCUCUGCAUCCUCGUCGUCACCUGCUACUGCACCGUGACACUGGCGCAGAUGCCCAUUGACUGCUGCCUGAGUGUCAAAAACAAAGAGGUUGCAGCAACUCACAUCGGUGACUACCGCUACCAGCCCAGCGGACAUGACUGCUCUGUGGAGGCCGUGAUCCUUGUGACCAGACGUGGGAGGACGCACUGCGUUCCACCUCAAGAGCCGUGGGUCCUGAAGGUUCAGGCCCACGUGAACAACCUGAAGAAAUUCUGCAAGACUUCCAGCAAGUCCCGGCGCUGCGGAGGUGUGAAUACCGAGUGACGAGGCAGCGACCGUGCCUGCCACCUGCAAGUGGAGCGUGGCGGAGAUUGAUAAGAUUAAACUUUGUGAUUCUUUGUCACUUUACUCCGUUGGAACUGAAACUGAAUAAAUGGUCUAUCAGUGCAA
Mugil cephalus (flathead mullet) is the source of this 575-nucleotide messenger RNA. Its product is annotated as C-C motif chemokine 19-like. Gene Ontology annotation, molecular function: chemokine activity; CCR chemokine receptor binding. The record is from RefSeq and is a predicted model, not a curated record. Gene Ontology annotation, cellular component: extracellular region. The transcript has 4 exons. NCBI's taxonomy places the organism in Eukaryota, Metazoa, Chordata, Actinopteri, Mugiliformes, Mugilidae. Gene Ontology annotation, biological process: cellular response to interleukin-1; G protein-coupled receptor signaling pathway; positive regulation of GTPase activity. Bases 117 to 449 code for a protein of 110 amino acids.